Centruroides sculpturatus (bark scorpion) is the source of this 879-nucleotide messenger RNA. RefSeq lists its product as uncharacterized. The transcript is spliced from 3 exons. NCBI's taxonomy places the organism in Eukaryota, Metazoa, Arthropoda, Arachnida, Scorpiones, Buthidae. The record is from RefSeq and is a predicted model, not a curated record. The coding region runs from base 205 to 564 and encodes 119 amino acids.
GAAACUACCGCCAUUCUAGUUGUUUCUUUUCGUCAUAUGAAUGCAAUAAUUAUAUUCUAACGUAGUUCGUUUAUGUCGUCUUCUUAUUGGACCAAAAGCUUGUCGAAAUUUAAAACUUCAUACGCCCCUUAUAACAAUCGAACGAAUUAGACAAAAAAUUAGAAUAUAAAUGAAAGCUGACAUAAUUGGACGUAGUUUACGAAUAUGAAUUCGUAUGUAAAAUUGUUGCUUGUAUUACUUUCCUGCUUCAUUUACUUCAUUCCAACCCAAGUAAACGGAUGGACUAAAGUAGAUCCUAACUCGUCGAAUAUCCGAGAUAUGACAAAAUGGGCCAUAUCCAUGAUGAACGACACUUCGGGUUUCGAACUCUAUGAGAUAUGCAGUGCGGAAUAUGUUGUGGAGUUUGGAACAUAUUACAGAAUAUUUUUCUUAUUUCAAAAUCAACGAGUAAAGAGUUACAAAGUGUUUUGCAAAAUAGCUAUAUAUUUUGAAUCGGAGACAAAUAGAAGAGAAUUGAAGGGCAGAUUCUGCGAACCUCAAGACACCUGCGAAGAGGAGGAAUGAAUUGCUUUUGAUAGUGUCAUAAUUCGCAAAAUAUCAGAAAAUUACUUUAUGUAUUUGGAUUGUAAUAAAUAUUUUAUUAAAAUAUUUAUAUCCAAAACAAAUUGGAAACAACGAAAUUCGAAAUUUAUGUAAACUUUUGUUUAAAAAAAAUUUUCAGUCAAUUUGCAUAAAUAAAAUCUGGCGACAAUAUCGAAAUGUAAUACGAAAACCUGACAUGACUAUACUUUUACUAACAUAUAAAGAAUGUUGCAGAUGAAUUUUAAUUGUAUUCGGAACCCUCUUAAAGCAUUCAAAAUACUUUAGUUGAUAAAGUAG